Messenger RNA from Ctenopharyngodon idella (grass carp), 7717 nucleotides. Its product is annotated as probable serine/threonine-protein kinase kinX. The coding region runs from base 111 to 2804 and encodes 897 amino acids. NCBI's taxonomy places the organism in Eukaryota, Metazoa, Chordata, Actinopteri, Cypriniformes, Xenocyprididae. The transcript is spliced from 18 exons. The record is from RefSeq and is a predicted model, not a curated record.
CCUGCCCCUAUAUAAGUGUGUUUUUCAGGAUGCAAUACAAAGAGCAAGAAGCAAUGAAAGAAAGGAAUAGAGUAACGAUAAGGAGUAUGUUCACACUCCAGUAAAUCGCCAUGAAGUUUAAAGUCCUGUUCUAUUUAUGGCUGCUGGGCCUAAUAAAGCCAGGCUCCUCUGCAGAUGUCUCUGUGUCUCCGGGCUCCUCAGCUGUCCUCAACUGCUCCUUUACAUUGCCGCCUCUAGUUGAUGAUUCACUCUUACACAUCACCUGGUCAUUCAGUGGUUUAGUCAUUGCCUCAAGGAAUCACACUCAACCAGGCUUUUUCUUGAACACCACUGCCUCCGUCAUUGGCUCCUUUCCACUCACUGUUUACAAUGCCACUCCAGACCAGCAAGGGGUGUAUGAAUGUAGGGUGAGCUACAAUGAAACCGAUUACUCCACAGAUGUGACUCUGACAAUAUUAGUUCCUCCACUGGUUUCCAUCAUCUUACCUGAAGUAGUCCUAAAAAGAAAAAAUGUGUUUGAAUGUUGGGCAAGGAGCUUUAGUCCUCCACAAAUCAUGUUUACCUGGACACGAGCAGGAAACAAAAUCCAUGAACCCCAAAAGCUGCAAGUGAACCGCACAGAGGACGGGCUGUACGAUGCAGUCAGCUGGCUAACCUUGAUCCCUGAAAUCUCUGACCAGAACACAAGCUUUGGCUGUGAGGUGCAACAUACAGCUCUGGUGAAACCUAUCCUAGAGGAGUUCACGCCUCACAUCAUAGUUCUACCGAUGGUGACUCUCUCCGCUGUUCCCUCAUCUUCACACUCAUCUCCACUCACCCUCUCCUGUGACAUCAGUGGGUUCUACCCUAACAACGUAUCCAUUCUAUGGAUCCAGAAUGGAAAGGUUCUUCCUGAGCUUCCCUUAUCCAUCCAGAAUGAGGAUGGAAUGUAUAGGAGACAUCAAUAUCACACUUUGAGUGUGGAGGAGAGGAGCAGAGGAGGAGAGGUGAAAUGUGUGGCCCAGCAAUACAAUGUGCAAGAACCUGCUUAUGGAACCAUUAACCUUUCCAUUGCUGACCCACGUGGGCAAAACCCAGGUCUGAAUAAGUCAGCCAAGGCUUCAGUAGCGAUGAUGAUAAUUUCAAUCACCCUUGUUUUUUUGCUCUGCUUUGGAUUUUCUUGGAAGAGAAGGGAUGAGAAGCUGAAGUCUCUGAAUGUCUCAGCGAUUGUUCUGCCACCGAGGGUGAUUGUGGGUAAGAAAGGCAGAGUCACUAUCAGUGUGGAAGGCAGGUUGGCAGAGAGGGUACAAACAACAUGGUUUCUGAAUGAUGUGCCCAUCACAGACACUUCAUACAAAGAGAAAAAAUCUGGUCCUUUUUACUCUGCAUCCUACACUUCUCGUGUGUCUGUGGUGUCAGAGAAAGGUCCUCUGCUGCCCUCUACUGCCUCAGGAUAUUACAAGCUACACACUCAGAUGUCACCACGCUCGUCCUCUGGCUCAAACAAACUGUUCUCCUCCAUCACAUUUAUACCCAACCUAUCCAUUCACAAGGGUGCAGUCUUCAAAUGCCACAUCUCAUAUAAGGGGAAAGACAAGAUUGUGGCCGAGAGAGUGUCUGACAAGUUUACUAUUCUAGCACCACCUGAAGUUUCAGAGAUCCAGUUCUCAGAGCCAAAUGAGGAAGGAGGUGUUGUGACAAUGGUAGCCCAAGCCUCUCGCUUUCAUCCGGACAUCAUCACCUUCCGCUGGUUCUGUGAGGGUGGGGAGCUGAGCCCUGUGUCCGUCCCGCCAGCGCUGGCAGCUCCUCGGCCUGAUGCUGAAGGCUUCUUUUCAGCCAUGAGCCAGUGCAGGCUGCCCCUGUUAGAGCUGGAGAAAGGAGAAACCAGGGUGUGGGUCACCGUUCACCACAUGGCCCUAAAGCAACCCAUCACACGGGAAACUAGAGGAUUCAUAAAACAGCCCACCGUUUCAGAAAUCAUCUCUUCCCUUCCAUCUGCUGAGAAGGGACCUUUGACCCUCGCCUGUGACAUAACUGGUUUCUACCCCCCUGAAAUCUCAGUUAAAUGGCUGCAUGUAAAAGGGAAUGAGAUUGAGGAGGGAGAGGACAGCGAAGGGGAAAUCAAAGCAGGAGCUGAGCUUUGGGGUCCUUUGCAAACUCUGCCGAGGACAUUUCGAGCAAAAGCAUUACUUAAAGAGCUGGAUGACACAGUGAGGGGAGGUGCGAUCGUGUGCAGAGUGGCACACUGCUCCCUCCUGAAGCCUGCUGAGAGAGUCUGGAGAAAUACUCAUAUCGUUGCUCCCUCAAUCCCUCCUUCUCUGUCGGUUCACUGGAGCAGAGAUGGUGUGGGAAUAUUCUCCGUUCUUCUCUCUGGAGGAAAGCCUGCGGCUGAAUUGCUCUGGGCGGCUGGUGGCACAACUGUCUCCAAGCUUUUGUCAAAAGAGAGAGAGAGAGAAAACAGUGAGGGGAAACUAGAGCUCAAGAGCGUUUGUGCUUUGGUGAGGUCAACAGGACGACAGGAAAGUGGCAGUCGCAGAGGAGGACAUGCACGCAAAAUCAGGCCGCCUAGUAAUGCAGAAUGUGAAAAGAUGAAUGAAUGCAUGGAAGGAAUGAAAUCAGUACAAGAUGACAAACAACUCGAGCCGAACGAGCAUAUGGAAGAGAAUGAUGAGGAUGAGGACAUAGAUCCAUCAUAUAUAAACACUGUGAGAUUGAGGAAAGAGAAGAGAGAGCGUCUGAGAGUUACUGUGGAGAUUACCCAUCCUGCACUAGGCUUGCCUGCGUACCUUACCUGGACAGAGCCUGCAGAGGAAGUGUCAUCUUGAUGGCCGUCCAUCCAACUCUGACCACAAGAUCAUUUAUACUUAAGUUUUGCUGUUAUAUUUAUUUUUUUCUUUUCAAAAAAUGUAUUUUCAUUUACUACUAAUAGCCUAAUAUGCAUGAAAUGUAUAUUUAGUAUUCAUUUAACACUUUAGAAUUACCAUCAAUUUUACUUAAAUAAACUCUUUAAAGUUAGGCCUAAGGCCGUCUUUGUUUAAAAUAAAAGUAUGUGAGAAAAAACGAAAGAACGCACCACUGUGACUAAUUUUGUCCAUGGACUAAGCAGACUAUGUUAAACCUCAACCACAACACUUGUGAAUAUUCAAACAUAGUGCACAUGCAGUUUCUGUUGAGCCUACACUUAAAAUGCUUUAGUUUUCUACCAUAAAAAAGUCAUAAUUGUCCAAACGCAUAAUUUGCUACAUCUUAAUACUAAUAUGAUGAAAUAUCUAGACGGAAGUUUCAUGUGCAUCUCACACUUAUUGCGCAGCAGCAAGUGUUGCAGCAGAAAACUAUGAUUGUGUUUCAAAACCUAAUGAGAUUCCUUCAUGGACAGCAUUUGGUGAAUUCUCACUCUAAGAUGCUUAUUCUGAUUUCAACCACGAUGUGCAGAUGCUACACCCGUCUAAAAUACUGCACGUACUGCCUGUAACGCACAACAAUACACAACGCGCCUGCCGUCUAUUUAGGCAACUCAUUCGGAUUUGACACACAGCCGGUAGAUUUAGAGAAGUGUUCACCGAAAUGAUGUGUGGUUGGACAUGACAGGCCCAAUGACUCUUAUGUUUUUCUCACCACAGACCAACUCCGUGCGAGUGCUUGCGCUUGUGCGUUGGCUGGUGUUAAGGCAGCUUCACACAGCGCGUCUUCCUCAUUAAAACUUCGGACAUAUGAGCAUUAAGAACUAAACAUAUGCGAGCUCCGUCGGUCAGUAACCAUAUAACUUAUCUUAAAGGACUUACCUUACAAAAAGGAGACGUGCCAGUAAUGGUCUCGAUGUUGUGAAGAAACAUUCUUAAAUUAAACUUCGAGGGAGCUUCAUUGAUCUGUCUGCACUUCAUAAUUUUUAAUUUAAUCGGAUAUGGAUGCUCCUGAAAGCUCGACGAACCGCUUUGGUCGCACUGUUUGGACUGUUUGGGGUUAUCUGUCAGGGGCUGUUGCGAGAUAUCUCCGACCGGAAGUCACAGAUGAAGGAAACCAAAGUGUUCGUUCCAGAUUAGAUGAUAUUGACUUGAAAAGCACAGCAAACAAGAUUAACAGAGAAGUAAAGGCAAAUAAUAGUGAGAAGGAAGAGAAAAAAUAUAAUCAAAAUGACAAAAGUACAGCAGAGGUCAAGUGUUCCCCGCCUGAAUUCAGAGUGCAAGUGGCCUCGGUACCAUGGGAAAACACUGAUGUGGUCAAGGACGACAAAAAUGAUGAACUUCAUGUUGACACGACAAGAAAACAAACUUAUUGUGCAGUGUGGUCAGCUGAGACCGAUCAUGGAGAGAGAGUUUCAGGUGAUUCAGAAAGCGAAGGAUGCAAGAGUGGCGAGCAUGUUGAGGAAGAAGCAGUUUCAUCCGAUGAGGGUCAGGCUGAAAGAGUUAAUGCAAACAGUGAGUGUAAGGAGAAUGAAACUGCACAAGAGUUGGAUGAAACUGGGCAGAUUGAACAAAAACAUGGUGACAAUGAAGAAUGUGAUCAGAAACGUGAGAAUGACAAGUGUUCAAAGAAGAGAGAAGAUCCAGAUAACGCAGAUGUAACUGUCCAAUCUGAGCUUUAUGGACAAGAUGUAGAACAGGAAAAAGAGAUAAACAUGACGGACCAUGGAGAGACAGAAUGCAUUGGGGGUUUUAAACAUGCAGAUGAAUGUCGUAUUGAUGAAAAGGACCAGGAGAAAAAUGAAAUUGAUGAAGACCAAAGAACCCAAUCACAAGUGCAAGAUUUGCUACCAGAGCUGGAAUGUUCUUCAGAGGAAGCUGACGGCCUUUCAAAAUCUGAAGGUCUGAAAGAAAUGGAAAAAUAUUCUUAUGAAAUUGCUGAAUUGUCUAAAAAUGAGGUUGAGGAGAUGAUUCCUGGAGCUAGGGGUCGAACUGAAAGUGAACAAGACAUGACUAAAUCUGGGUUACUUGAGUCAGUAGAAAUGCUGCAAAUAGUUUCCAAAGAAAUAUCUGAAAAAAACGUAUCAGACACUGAAACAGAACUGAAAAUGACUUCAGUAUUGAAUGAGUUUUUUGAAACCUUUAAUACAUCAGAAGACACCCUGCAGUUGGAUUCAAAACAGGAUACUCCAGAAUAUACUUCAGAAACAGGAACUGGAUCACCUGUGGUGGUCAUAAAAACUGAAGGCACGUUUUCAGAUCUGAUUGUUUGCGAGAUCCCUGGAGAAUUGAGGAAAGGGCCAGAGACUGCAUUGGCAGAGCCUGCUUUGGGAUGUUCUGAGGAGAUCAAAACUAACCUACAUGAGCCCCAAAGUCUUGCAGAAGAGCAAACAGAAAGAGAAACUUUUGUCGCACGCUCCGUUGAGAAUCCUGAGACACAGAAAGCAGUUGAGGAAGCUGUUGAGAUUGAACAAGACAUUGAAAUUCCAAUCGAAUCCUUGGGUGCAACAGAAAGUCAGACACAUCCGGAAAUAGACGAAACCAAGUUCCCUCUUAAGAAACAUGUUGAAUUAAGAACUGAGCCGACUGAUGAAACAACGGAAACAAAUAUCAGUUCCGAAGAUGAGGAAGCAGAACCAUUUGAGACACAAAGUCAAUCAUCAAACACAAGAAAAGUCACUUUUCAGACACAUGAGCUUCUUGAGUUCACAGAAAGAGAAUGCAAAUCAUCUCAAGAAACAAUGGACACUUUCAGUGAAUCACUGGGAAAUUCAAGUGUUUCUGAAAUCACUGAAACUGCAGAGAUAGAGCAUAUUGCAGAGGACCAAACAGAUGUGAAACCUGUAUUAUCAAGGACAUUGAGCCCAGCAGAGUUUCUGGAGGAAACUCUAGAUCUGCAAGGUGAAUCAGAGCAAUGCAUUGAGGAGCAGGAGACUCUGGACGCAGAUGUGGUGAAGACCGCUUUAGAGUAUGUAGAAGAAAUAACAAAUCAAGUCUUGAAGGAAAUGAUAGAAACAGAAAAUAACUUAGCACAAGAAACAGAAGCUUUGGCAGGACUUUCAGCAGACGAUCUUGAUGAUGCAGAAUAUCAAGGACCUGAAGAAUGUGCGUCAGUUGGUGCAUUUGUUCUGGAAGAAGAAAGGAAGUUAUUGGGUGAGACAAUGGGAAGUAUGGUAGAAAUGGAGCUGGAAACCGCAAGUAGGGAAGUUGCUAAAAAAAAUGAGCAACAUAUUAGUUCACCAGAAUGUGAUUCAACUGAAGCUGAUGGACAUCAUGAGCAAGAAACGUACCUUUGUGCUGGGACUGAUCAUGAAGGGAGCAUUUCAUGUGACACAGAAAGCGAAGGAAACAAGGGUGACGCAGAUGUUGAGAAUGAAGCGGUUUCAUCCGAUGAGGGUCAAGCUGAAAGAGUUCAUGCAAACAGUGAGUGUAAGGAGAGUGAAACGGCACAAGAGUUGGAUGAAACUGGGCAGAUAGAACAAGUAGUUGAUAAUGAUGAAGAAUGUGAUCCGAAUCAUGAGGAUGAAAAGAGAGAAGAUCCAGAUAACACAGAUGUCCAAUCUGAGCUUUAUGGACAAGAUGUAGAACAGGAAAUAGUGAUAAACACGAUGGACUAUGGAGAGACAGAAAGCAUUGGAGGUUUUAAACAUGUAGAUGAACAUGAACAGGAGAAAAAUAUUGUUGACCAGAAUAAUCACGAGAAAACUGAGAUUGAUGAAGACCAAGGACCAGAAUUACAAGUGCCAGCUGAUGCAUUUGUCCUUGAAGAAGGAAGGGAGUUAUUAGGUGAGACAAUGGACAGUGGGAUAGAAUUGGAGGUGGAAAAUGCAAGUUGUGAAGUUGUUAAACAAACUGAGUUACAAAGUACAUCAGAGUGUGAAACAGCUGAAGCUGAUGGACGUCAUGAGCAGAUACAGAAAGUCAUUGCUGCAGAAACAGUGUUGAGCAGUCAUGAAGACUUAAUGGAAAUCAGCAGACCUGUGAUGAAAAGAGGAUUUGAUCAAGUGAGCAAAGAACUUCCGGAGGUGAAGAUAGAAGAAAAAUCUGAUUUGGACCUACAGGCGUUCGAGGACUCAUCUUUGGACUUUACCAUUCAGAAGUCUAGAAUUGCUGUGAAGAAUCCUCUAGUUCGUCCCCCUAAAGACCCCAGAAAGCUCCUAUACAAGCUCUCGGUCGAACCGCUUCUCCCAAAGCCUCCACCGUGUUCUCAGAGAGUUGAAGUCUCUGUUCCAAAUAAAGGGGUGAUUGGAUUUAAACUCCCAGGUCUGGGCGCAGGGCUGCCGGUCCUGAGAAAAACUGAGUUUGGGAAGAAAGCGAGAGAAGAAGGAGAAGAAGAGCGCACACUACAUCCACAGCAAAAGUCAGUUGCAGUAACACAGGACUCUGUCAAACAAGAGCAAGCGUCCGCAGCUAAACCCAAAUGGACACCCCCGAAGCAUCCUGGCAUGGGCGGUCCCUUGAUGAUGGCAGAACUCAAAAGCAAACUCAAAAAGCCUGUUAAGGAGUGAAACAUUUCAUUACAUCAUGAUUUUCAGAUGCAUUCUCCACCUAUUUUUAUUUGUCAGUUCUUGUCCUAUUCAAGCAUUAUGCAGUCAGGUAAAUAUUGUAAAAAAUGAAAAUCUAUUCUAUUGCACAAGUACGCAGAUGUAGCACAACAUUUCAUUUUACUUCAGUUUUUUUGUAAGAAGUUUUUUUUUUUUUUUUUUUUUUUUCUUAACAGUUUAACUAUGCUUGUAAGUCUGUAUUUGUGUCUGUAUUUAUUUAUAUUCGAGGAAAAAUAUAAGUAUGAGUAAGCUUUUUUGUAAACUAAAUAUCAAUAAACAUUUUUGCACUUUUCA